Molecule: messenger RNA, 1173 nt
Organism: Culex quinquefasciatus (southern house mosquito)
Lineage: Eukaryota; Metazoa; Arthropoda; Insecta; Diptera; Culicidae
Gene: HemK2
Product: methyltransferase N6AMT1
Exons: 1
Coding region: 57-725 (222 amino acids)
Biological process (GO): methylation
Cellular component (GO): eRF1 methyltransferase complex
Molecular function (GO): S-adenosylmethionine-dependent methyltransferase activity; protein methyltransferase activity; nucleic acid binding
Source: RefSeq, a predicted model, not a curated record
UCAAAACGUAAACAAAAAAUCCCAGGAUUUCUCGCCCGCGGACGACCCCGAGCGCGAUGCAAACUCCGCUGUACAAAUUCUCGCCGGACGAUUACGCGGCCGUAUACGAACCGGCCGAGGACAGCUUCCUGCUGCUGGACGCGCUGGAGGAUGAGCUGGAGGCGAUCCGUGCCCUGCGCCCGCUGGUUUGCCUCGAGAUUGGGCCCGGCAGUGGCAUCAUAAUUUCCGCCCUGGCGAAGGUGUUGGCCAACGGGGCGCUGUUCCUGGGCGUGGACAUCAACCCGAAGGCGUGCCGGAUGACGGCGCGGACGCGCGAGAUGAACGAGUGCCCGGUGGAUGUGGUUAAUAUGGAUCUGGUUGGGGGGUUCGUUCCGGGGGUGGUGGAUCUGUUGGUGUUUAAUCCGCCGUACGUUCCGACCUCGGAGGAGGACUGCCCGAAGGAGCUGGAGGAGCACAUUGGGCAGUUUGGCGAGGGGUUGCAUGAUCUGGUGAAGUCUUGGGCGGGUGGGUGUGACGGGAUGGCCGUGACGAACCGGGUGCUGGCCACGCUGGACCGGAUUUUGAGCCCGGACGGAGUGUUUUACUGUCUGCUGGUGAAGGAGAACAACCCGGAGGACGUGAUUGGGAGGUUGGCCAGAGAUGGAUUUGAGGGGAGGGUGGUUAAGGAAAGGAAGAUUAGGGGAGAGCAUCUUUUUGUUCUAAAAAUAGUGAGAAAUAAACGAUAAUUUAAGGAUUUAUUGUGUUCACAUUUUGUAAUAUAUUUUUUUUAUUACUUUAGUAAAAUGGGAUUUGUUUUAUUGUAUAUACACUUAACAUACAGAGAAAAUUAAAAUAACUUUUACACAAGACAGAAAUUUUGUUUUUCCCUUACAUUAUCUCUCGUAAUUUUGUUCGCAUUGUUUUACGUACUACAUUGUAACUGUAUCUUCUAUUGAUUAUUUUACAUACUUUCAAGAGAGAAAAUAAACAUAAUAAAAAGAAACGCAUUCUUUGCCCGUUUUGAUCUCGCUAAAUUUACACUCAGAAUUUGUUCCGUUCUCGUACUGCUUUCCUUGCUCCGUAUCCACAAAUAUACAAAUAAAGGGUUUUAUUUUACGUUUCUGCUUUGUAACAUUGAACAACAACUUAUAAAAGAGAGAAAAAACAUAUAAAUAUUUGCGAUCGUUAAACUUG